UGGUUGUGGGGACCGGGGUUGCGCCGGGGAGACCCCGACGCACGUGCGAAGUGGGAGGCCGUGGGCCGGUCGUGAGGAAGCCGCUCCUGAGCCGUCCUUGUCACCGCACCCCUCGCCCCGCCGCCCCUCGGGCCGGGGCGCAGACCGUGCCACCGCGCUCCGCGCCUCCAUCUCCGCGCGCGCCAGCCCGGGACGGCGAGGCCGUCGCCGCCCGCGCAGCCGGCCGGGCCUUCGUGCUGCGCUGCGCGGUGCUGCGCGCCGGAGGCUGCGUUUCCGGCCAAGCCGCAAUGAAGAGCUACUUACAGUGAAAGGAAAGUAGGUCGCGCCCACUGAAAAUGCCUUUAAGGGACAAAUACUGUCAGACUGACCACCAUCAUCACGGAUGCUGUGAACCAGUUUAUAUCCUGGAACCUGGAGAUGCUCCUUUGUUACAGCAACCACUGCAGACAUCCAAAUCUGGUAUUCAACAAAUAAUUGAGUGCUUUCGAUCAGGAACUAGACAACUUAAACAUAUUUUAUUAAAAGAUGUGGACACUAUUUUUGAAUGUAAAUUAUGCCGAAGUCUCUUCAGAGGAUUACCAAAUUUAAUUACCCACAAAAAAUUUUACUGCCCACCAAGUCUCCAGAUGGAUGACAACCUUCCUGAUGUAAAUGAUAAACAAAGCCAAGCCAUAAAUGAUCUCCUAGAAGCCAUAUAUCCAAGUGUGGACAAGCGAGAGUAUAUUAUUAAACUAGAACCCAUAGAAACUAAUCAGAAUGCAGUGUUUCAGUAUAUUUCAAGGACUGAUAAUCCUACUGAAGUCACGGAGUCAAGCAGUAUUCCUGAACAAACUGAAGUUCAAAUACAGGAAACUAGCACUGAACAGUCUAAAACAGUUCCUGUUCCAGUUACAGAGAUGGAAACUGUAGAGACCCCUCCUGUUGAGAUCGUUGCAGAUGAAGUUGCACCUACAUCUGAUGAACAACCUCAGGAAUCACAAGCUGACUUAGAAACUUCUGAUAAUUCUGAUUUUGGUCACCAGUUGAUAUGUUGUCUUUGUAGAAAAGAAUUUAAUUCCAGACGAGGUGUUCGUCGUCACAUUCGAAAAGUACACAAGAAAAAGAUGGAAGAACUAAAAAAGUACAUUGAAACACGAAAAAAUCCAAACCAAUCCUCUAAAGGACGUAGUAAGAAUAUUCUGGUUCCAUUAAGUAGGAGUUGUCCAGUAUGUUGUAAAUCAUUUGCUACAAAAGCGAAUGUAAGGAGGCACUUUGAUGAAGUUCAUAGAGGACUAAGGAGGGAUUCAAUUACUCCUGAUAUAGCAACAAAGCCUGGGCAACCUUUGUUUCUGGAUUCUGUUUCUCCUAAAAAAUCUUUUAAGACUCGAAAACAAAAGUCGUCUUCAAAGGCUGAAUACAAUUUAACUGCAUGCAAAUGCCUCCUUUGCAAGAGGAAAUAUAGUUCACAAAUAAUGCUUAAAAGACAUAUGCAAAUUGUCCACAAGAUAACUCUUUCUGCAACAAACUCUAAAAGAGAGAAAGGCCCCAAUAAUACUGCCAACAGUUCAGAAAUAAAAGUUAAAGUUGAACCAGCAGAUUCUGUAGAAUCUUCACCCCCUUCCAUUACCCAUUCUCCACAGAAUGAAUUAAAGGGAACAAAUCAUUCAAAUGAAAAAAAGAACACACCGGCAGCCCAGAAAAAUAAAGUUAAACAAGACUCUGAAAGCCCUAAAUCAACCAGUCCGUCUGCUGCAGGUGGCCAGCAAAAAACCAGGAAACCAAAACUUUCAGCUGGCUUUGACUUUAAGCAACUUUACUGUAAACUUUGUAAACGUCAGUUUACUUCCAAACAGAACUUGACUAAACACAUUGAGUUGCACACAGAUGGGAAUAACAUUUAUGUUAAAUUCUACAAGUGUCCUCUUUGCACUUACGAAACUCGUCGAAAGCGUGAUGUGAUACGACAUAUAACUGUGGUUCAUAAAAAGUCAUCCCGCUAUCUUGGGAAAAUAACAGCCAGUUUGGAGAUCAGAGCUAUAAAAAAGCCCAUUGAUUUUGUUCUAAAUAAAGUGGCAAAAAGAGGCCCUUCAAGGGACGAAGCAAAACAUAGCGAUUCAAAACAUGAUGGCACUUCUAACUCUCCUAGUAAAAAGUAUGAAGUAGCUGACGUUGGUAUUGAAGUAAAAGUCACAAAAAACUUUUCUCUUCACAGAUGCAAUAAAUGUGGAAAGGCAUUUGCUAAAAAGACUUAUCUUGAACAUCAUAAGAAAACUCAUAAGGCAAAUGCUUCCAAUUCACCUGAAGGAAACAAAACCAAAGGCCGAAGUACAAGAUCUAAGGCUCUUGUCUGCCUGGGGAAGCCGUCGCCCCGCAGCGCUGCCACCCCGCGCUCGGCUGCCCCAGGGAGCCGCUGCCCUUCCGUGGCUGCGGCCGUCACCACGCGCCAGGCUGCCGCCAGCUGCCGCCCUAAGCUCCGUGGGGGCGCUGCCCGGGAGCGCCAGCUUGCUGCCCGGGGCCUACGGAAGCCCGCACCCCCAUGAGUGCCACCUCCUGGCCAUCGGCGGGAUGACGCCAGCACUGUGCACAGCUCCGAGUACCUCAAGCGCUUCACCACAACUCGCCUCUAUGCCCGCCCGCCCUCCAGACCCUCUGUCAUCAGCGAGCUCCCCGGUGUCUGCGGAUUUCACAGACCCCCUCACCCCUUGGCUUUGGUGGAACCUGGUUUACCCCUGAACUCCCCCCGCAGACCCUCAGGAGGACCAUGUGCCUUAGGGCCCGGUGGGUGGGGAGGAUGGUUUUCUUGCCAGUUGUUGCUACUCACAGAGCAUUACAUCCUCAGGCUGCCUGCCAAAAUCCUGACGUCUUUGAGAAUCUUGCCCCUGGACCAGAGAUGUCCAACCUGUGGCCCGUGGGCCUCAUGAGGCUCAGGAUGGCUGUGAAUGUGGCCCAACACAAAAUUGUAAAUUUAAAACUUUAUGAGAUUUUUUUGUGUGUGUGGUUCCAUGUUGCAAUGUAUUUAAUGUGUGGCCCAAAACAACUCUUCUUCCAGUGUGGCACAGAGACGCCAAAAGGUUGGACACCCCUGUGAAUACCAUCCUCUUUCCCUCCACGUAAUUUAUUAACUACCUAGUCAGUUGCUUUCAUUAUUAGUUCUUCAAAGACUAGCUCCCAUUUUAGUCUUUGCCCUCUCAAAUCCUGUCAACAGGUUACUAUCCCCCACCCCUCCACCGUCUGCCAGAAGAUUGUUUUCAUAGUGCACAAAUCCCCAGUGACUGGGGCCACUGACACAAUCUGGAACUGUGUAAUGUAUUACUGUAAUUGAACUUGAACUCCAACAUCCAGUCCCCUCCUGUAACUUCAUCUCCAGUGACCAUUUCUUGGGAAUCAGUCCUUGCUCCCACACCUCUGUACUGCCACCCCAGGGAACCCACUUCUGCUGGGUUUGCACUGAAGUGUGCUUCUCCCAGACUAUCAGCCUAUUCCCAGUGCAAGACUGAGCACAGUGAGGGUAUUAGUGAUGGUCCAUUCAUGUGAAAUGCUGAAUUCCUCUAAUGAACAACUUUGGCGUGGGAACUCCUCAGCAGCCUGGCUGAGACUUUCUUAGAACUGUGUUGCAUGCAGUCUAAAGCCCUUCUUGCCCAAUCCCUGCCUCCUUUCAUAGGUGUCAGACUUGCAUUAUGAUAUGAAGGCCUCCCUUCUCAUUCCUUCCCUUUAUACUCCAGUGUGAUGUUCCCUCAAUAAAACUCUUAUAAGUUGAACCCUGUCUUGGUGUCUGCUUCUAGGGGGACCUGAGCUAACACAUUGUCAGACAUUCCACUCUGAUCACCAUUGUCCUAUCUUGGAUCCCUUGUUCACUGACAGUUAAUUCAUUAAUUUUUCCCACUAUAUAUCAGCCCCUUCUUGGAUUCACAUCCUUUCUAGCCUAGAUCCCAUGGUCCAUCAUUAUAAUCAUCCUCCUUGAAACACAAUCUUGAAACAGCAGUCUUGAAACAGCAGUCUUGAACCUGAAUUUUUUCCAGUUUACUUUCCUAUAAAAUCCCAGUGCUGGAUGAGCUUUACCAUUUGCCUUCCAUGUGCCUGACUGGGAUAAGCAUUUUCUUCUAGAAAAGCACACAAUGCAGCCAACCAGUUUUACUUUGAAUUUGUUAUCUCAAACUUCAAAUUGGUGCUAUCAUUCCUACUAUAGUGUCAGUUUCCCACUUCUAAAACUACUAUUUAUACUUUUUAAUCUCUCCUCAAAAUUUUCUGAUCCCUUCCUCACAGUUUACUUCAGAUUUCACUUGGGAAAUAGAAGAUACUACAUUCAAACUUCCAAAUCUUUCACCAUAAGACCCCUGCCCCCACUCCAGGUACCUUGGUAACCAUCUUCAUCCUUUUUUUGACUGUGGAGGAAGUUUCAGAGAUGAGUAUCUCCUCUUGAGCUCUGGAUCCCUUCCCCCCUUGCCUUUUCAAGAACUUUUCUCCUUAGGUUAUCCCCUUUCUUCUGUACCAUAAAUCUGUCUCGAAUGAAUCAUUUUCAUCAGAUUGCAGACAUGCUCCAGUGUCCACCAUCUUAAAUGGUCACUGGAGAUGAAGUUACAGGAGGGGACUGGAUGUUGGAGUUCAAGUUCAAUCACAGUAAUGCAUUACACAGCUCCAGUGUCCAAGCAUCCCCUUGUGUACAUCUCUUCCAUCAGUGAUAUUUCUCAGCUCGCUUUCAUAACCAAAUUUCUUUAUGGAAUUAUCCUUAUAUAUUGCUUUUAUUUUUUAAUCUUCUAUCCACAAUGUGAUUUCCCCAUCACACCACUGAAAAUGUCAUUGUUAAGGUCACCAGUCACUUCCAUAUUACCUUCUCCAAGGGUAUUUCCUGUCCUCACCUUGAUUAGUUUUUGCUUCUUCAAAUGUUUUCUCUUCAUAUAUAAGGCAUGAUUCUCUCUUGGUUUUCUUCUUCCUUCACUGAUCACUCCUCAGCAUUAAGCUACCUAUUUCCUACCUAAAUUUGAAAAGUUGAGGUUUCUCACCGUCAUUUGGGACCCCCUUUUCUUUCUCUGUUCUUUCCCAGGAUGAUCUUACCAGUUUUUGUGGAUUUAAGUGUGCAUUUAUGCUAAUGAGUUUAAAAAUUUUUCCACUUUGAACUUUUCUAUAAGUUCUAGACUCAAAUGUCUAAUUGCUUGCUCAAUAUCUUCCUUUGGAUGAUACAGAUCUCUGAAACUUAACAUGUCCACAAUUUAAUUCCUCAUUCUCACCCCAAACUUGUUUCCCCCAUUUUUUCCUUAAACAGUAAAUAGCACCACCAUCCAACCAUUUGCUCAAGCUAGAAACCUAGGCGUCACCUUUGAUUCUUUUCAUGACCUCUCCUACAUUAAGUAGACCAGCAUAAUCAAUCUGUUUUAUCCUCAAAUAUAUCUUUAGUUUCUCUGCUUCUUUCCAUUUUUUCAGUGUUAUCACUCAAUCCUCAUCAAUAUUUUUUUCUUACCUGACAGCCAGUCUUUCCUGGUCUCUGCUCCUGCUCCUUGACCCAAGACCCACUUCUUUAUAGAGUAGCAACAAUGACCUUACUCAUAAAUUGAAUUGAGUAAAGUGUUGCUCAUAAGAUAAAAUCUGAACUCCUUAUGUGGCUCAUAGAGUCCUGCAUAAUCUGACCCUUUCCUAUAUCUCGAAUCCCAUGUAUGCUGCUUUGUUUAUUGCCCAUGAUGCAGCCACACUACUUCCUUCCUCCAGCAUGCCCAGACGGUUCCUGCAGCUCACAGGCUUAGUAAAUGCUGUAUCUCUGCUCAAGCUUCUCUCCUUGGCUAUCCUCUUCCCCAUCGCAACCUUGUCUUUUAGAUAACAGUUUAAAUACAACAUCUUAAGAAAGGCCUGCCAAGAGCAUUGAUUGAAAGUAGCUUCUGCCCUCCCAUUUACUAUCUCAGUUCUUUACUUGGAUUCCUUAUCUCAAUUUGUAACUUUAUUUAUUUGUUUAUUUACUCUGUGUGUGUGUGUGUGUGUGUGUGUGUGUGUGUGUGUGAAGAGACCUUGUCUGGAUGUCUAGAUUUUUCAACUUUGUAUUCCCAGCCCCUAGAACAAUAUUGGCACAUGUUAGGUGCACAGUAAAUAUCUGUUGAAGGAAUGAACAAACAAUCUGCUAAUUUUUCUUUUGGGAGUUCACUUUUUAUUGAUUUGUAAGAGCUCUUUAUAUAUUACAACCACCACCAUUUGUUUAUUCUGUAUGCUGCAGACAUUUCCCCCCUUGUCAUGUAUGUAUCAAUUUAAUUCAUGAUGUCUUUGAUAUACAGAAAUAUUACAUUUUUCAUUUAGAUAAAUUUAUCUUUUAUGAUUUCUAUUUUUUGGUGAUAUGUUUUAAAACACCUUCUCCAUCUCAAUGUUAAAUAAAUCUUUGUCUAUGUUUUCUUUAAAAUUUUUUAGAUUUAAAUCUUUACUCCAAAUAAAAUUUAUUUUUGAUAUAGAUGUGAUUAAGACUCUAAAUAUUUAUUUAGCUGAUACAUCAUUUAUUGAAAACUCUUUCUUCCACUGUUUUGAAAAUUCCAUGUUUAUCAAAUAUUAAAUUCUUACAUAUA
Molecule: messenger RNA, 6515 nt
Organism: Phyllostomus hastatus (greater spear-nosed bat)
Lineage: Eukaryota; Metazoa; Chordata; Mammalia; Chiroptera; Phyllostomidae
Gene: ZNF800
Product: zinc finger protein 800
Exons: 6
Coding region: 336-2519 (727 amino acids)
Source: RefSeq, a predicted model, not a curated record